Messenger RNA from Melitaea cinxia (Glanville fritillary), 1544 nucleotides. Its product is annotated as SH3 domain-binding protein 5-like. The transcript is spliced from 9 exons. The record is from RefSeq and is a predicted model, not a curated record. Gene Ontology annotation, molecular function: protein kinase inhibitor activity. Gene Ontology annotation, cellular component: cytoplasm. Lineage: Eukaryota; Metazoa; Arthropoda; Insecta; Lepidoptera; Nymphalidae. Gene Ontology annotation, biological process: intracellular signal transduction; negative regulation of protein tyrosine kinase activity. The coding region runs from base 144 to 1544 and encodes 466 amino acids.
UAUUGUAACUUUAGAAGCUUGGAGCCUAAUAUUCGCUUCUUAGCGAUGGCAAUAAAGUGUUCCUCUGAACAAUAGCAAUAAAUCGUGUAUAAAACUUUACACUGAAUGUAAUUUUAAGUAAAAUGUAUUUUAUUUGAGAGACAAUGAGCGAUAGUGCCGCUGAAUGUUCUGAAACUCUAGAUCCUCGGGUACAGAUUGAGCUAGAAAGGCUUAAUACAGCCACAGAUGAAAUAAAUAGACUAGAAGUAGAGUUAGACGAAGCCCGUCUUGCCUUCCGUAGACUCCUUGCCGAGGGCCACCUGCGGAUACAGCAACUGACUAAGAAACUUGGCACGAGUAUACAUAAAGCACGGCCUUAUUAUGAAGCUAGAUUUAGAGCUAAUAUUACGUCUCAAGAGCUACAAGCAGCCAACCUUGCAUAUGACAAAGCAAACAGUGCUCAUGCAGCGGCAAGGGAAAUGGUGUAUUUGGCAGAACAGGGCUUGGCAAGACUUGCUGAAGGUUCUGGUGGGGUCACUCUGGACCCCGCCUGGCAAGAAAUGCUCAAUCAUGCUACACACCGUGUUAACCAAGCGGAGUCAGACCGAGCGUCCGCGACGGUGACGCAGCGGUCUAAGGCCGCGACACACAGGGCGGCCGCCACGCUGGUACAGCAACUACAGAAUAGCCUAAAACGACACAUCGCUAAGUCAAGACCAUAUUUUGAAGAGAAAGCUCGAAUAAAUUCUGCAUUGGAAACUCAAAAAGCCAGGAUACAGACCUUAGAGGAACAAGUGGCGGAAGCUAAGCAGAAAUAUUCUUCAGCUUUGAGAAACUUGGAGCGAAUAUCUGACGAAAUACACCGACAUCGAUCUAGGAGGCAGUCUGCUAAGAAUGAAAUAGAUCGCUCAACAAUAACAGACACGGCGAGUGAAUCAAACGCAAGCGAAACUUUAGAAGAAAUUUGCUCGCAAAACAAUGAUGAAAAUGUACGCGAGUGGUUACGGAGAGUAGAUAGAAGCGACCCGGACACUUGGACAGAGAUCGACCUUGACUACUCCAGCCCUGAAGAGAUAAGUUUCGAAAAAUGUUUGCUACGACCUCGGUCGUCACCAGACAAGUCAUCACCGCCCAGUCCAGCGGAAUGCCGUGCAUCGGCCGCAUCCCCCCGGCGGAUCAUCACCAGGGCGAGGGACCAGGCCUUGCGGGCUGAACUCGAACGAGGUCGCAGACAGAGUCUCGACGCUCUAUUGCAUGAUACUGGCGAGAAGGUCAAGGAAAUGUUCCAGGGGCUGUCUCUGUUCGGCGAGCGGCGCGGCUCGGGCCCGGGCUCCGCCCCGCGCACCCCGCGCCGCGCCUCCCCGCGCCGCCGCUCGCCCGCCUCCUCCGCCUCCGACGAGCGCUACUCCGACACCGACAGCCUGGCCAGUGUGGAGAUGCUAACAGACGAACAGAUAGCAUCUCUAAUGCUGGACGCUCAGUUGGAAGCGGUGUGUGAACGUCUCGCCGGCGUUGCGAGUUGCAGAGUAGCGAGGUCUCCGCAUUCCCCUGAAGCGCGAUAUUAA